CUCCCGGCUGGGUAGCGCGGGGCAGAUGGUGCUCCCGCUAGCCGGGCAGAGCAAGGGUGUCCCCCGCGGAGGUGGCAGCCCUGGGGCGUUCCGGCACCCCCGCACCGCCGGCGCGGUGCCCCAGGUGCCCGCGAGCGCCGCCCCCGCUGGCUGGCAGCGCCUCGCUCCGCCCUGGACGCGGCGGGUCCUGGCGCGGAGGUGCGGCGGGGGGUGGGAGCCGGCCCGGCUCAGCCUGAUUUACGGCUCUGCUGAAAACCGCUUCGCUCCCGCAGCAUCGGCACCGGCGGCGGCGGCGGCUGCAGUAGCAGCAACAAGUCGGGACUUUUAGAGUAAUGCAACAGAAGGCUUUUGAGGAAAGCAGAUAUCCCUGGCAGGAGUCCUUUGAGAAUGUUGCUGUGUGCCUGCCAUUCCGCUGCCCGAGGUGUGGAGACCAUACCAGAUUUAGAAGCUUGUCAUCCUUGAGGGCCCAUCUGGAGUUCAGUCACAGCUACGAAGAAAGAACCCUCUUGACAAAAUGCAGUCUCUUUCCAUCCCUCAAAGACACAGACCUAGUCACUUCCUCAGAACUCCUGAGACCGGGAAAGUUGCAGAGCAGUGGCAACGUGGUAAAGCAGAAACCGAGCUAUGUUAACUUGUACAGCAUUUCACAUGAACAUUCCAAGGACAGGAAGCCAUUUGAGGUGGUGGCAGAGAGGCCUGUGUCCUAUGUGCACACCUACACUGCCAUGGACCUCCGUGCAGACUCGCUGGAUGGGCCACGGUCGGGUCCUGGACUGCCCACCUCAGACACCAAAGCUUCUUUCGAGGCACAUGUCAGAGAAAAGUUCAAUCAGAUGGUUGAGGCUGUGGAUAGGACCAUUGAGAAGAGAAUCGAUAAACUCACCAAAGAGUUGGCCCAGAAAACUGCGGAACUGUUGGAAGUUCGGGCAGCUUUUGUGCAGCUGACUCAGAAAAAGCAGGAAGUUCAGAGACGAGAGCGGGCCCUGAACAGACAGGUGGACGUGGCGGUGGAAAUGAUAGCAGCAUUGAGGCAACGCCUGACGGAAUCUGAGGAGGAGCUUCUUAGGAAAGAAGAAGAAGUUGUCACAUUCAACCAUUUCCUGGAAGCGGCAGCUGAGAAGGAGGUUCAAGGGAAAGCCCGGCUCCAGGACUUUAUUGAGAAUCUGUUACAGCGGGUAGAACUGGCAGAGAAGCAACUGGAGUACUAUCAGAGCCAGCAGGCCUCCGGCUUCCGCCGUGACCUCAGCGGACACGUGCUUACAGACAUCUCCUCAAAUAGGAAACCCAAAUGCCUAAGCCGAGGGCACCCGCAUUCCGUGUGUAACCACCCUGAUCUCAAGGCCCAUUUUCAUCCAAAGGGAAGGAACUACCUGAAAAAGGCCAAGGAUGACAGAGCCAGCAUGCAGCCUGCCAAGGCCAUUCACGAACAGGCUGAGUCCUCAAGAGACCUCUGCAGACCUCCAAAGAAAGGGGAGCUCCUGGGGUUUGGCCGCAAAGGCAACAUCAGGCCCAAAAUGGCUAAAAAAAAGCCAACAGCCAUUGUGAACAUCAUCUAAAAGGGUGGGUGUUGCUGGACCAAUUAUCGCUGGGCUUUGGGAAAUGUUCUUCCAGGGGCCAGCAGUAAUGUCUUUCUGGAAACAUUCCAUAGUAAGACACAUUGGAAGAGCCAAGGGCAUAACACAGGCAAGCACCUCGAUUAACCAGAGCUUAGCAAAUGGGAAUCUUAGUGAACCAGAAUUGUAUGAUGACCCCCUUUUAGAAGCUUGCAAAUUACAGACAUAAUAAAAACAUUAAAUCAGUCUUAAAGCCCUAACCUCUAAAGUAACUGAUCCAGUCUCCAGCAAUCUUGGCCUCUGGGCUUCUAUGCAGUGGCCAUUAAUUUUCAGGCCCAAGGCCACAUGGUAUGUCAGGCCUAGGGGGAAAAGUCAUCUGUGCCCACUGCUCUCCAAAGUGUGAGGCAAGGAAUGGGAGUGUAAAGUUCUGUUCAUAGCAGUAAAAUGAAGAUAGUUGUGUUUGAGUAUAACCUUCCCCUCAGUUAAUUUGAAAGCCUCCAAAAUAAGGAUUCCCAUUCCCUGAGUAUUCUGGUUAAUCAAGAUUUCAAUUUCUGGGUUGCUCCAGGGACUCAUUCAGUCAGACUUCAGUUCUCAUUUCGACAGAGUGUCUUUCUGUUUGUUUGAUUGAGGUUUUUUGGUGGCCUAGAUGCGUGUUUAUUCAGAUUUUGGUACCUCUGCCGUCUUCUUUGGCUGAGUAUUCUGCACCUGCAGACCACGCUGCCAGCCUCUAUCUUAAUAGCUGCUUCUGUGGAUAUGGCUGGGGAGCCCAGUAAAAACCUCUUUUGAUCUGCUCCCAGUGUGGGCUCGGUGUCUAGGUGGUUGGAAUGACAGUGGACUGCAUGCUCGGUGCAUCGUGACCAUCCUGGAAGCACUGCAGGUGUCGCCAAGCCCUUUCCUAAGAUCUGCUUCCCAGACAGUGUCAGUGGCCCUCUCUCUGUCUAUUGUGGGCAUGACUUUCUCUUCGCUGGCUUAACUUUUCCACUGAGUGGUUCACUUGGCCUCCUGCUGCUUCUGUGCCCUGUUAAGGCUUCAGGUAUCUUUCAACCAAGUAUCUGAAAUGUUCACUGUAUGUUGCAUUCUAAAGUAAUUUCUGAAAUAAACAAUGCAUGUAGGAGCCAGAAUCUGACACUGUCUUCCCCUCCUUCCCUCCCAAAAAUGGCUUUUUUUUUUCCCACAAAGAGCUAUCUGUUAAAAGUUUCCUGCUGUAUGAUUUUCUUCAAGAAUGAAUUUCCAUGUUAUUUUUUCCUUAAAUUUAGCAAUAUCAUCAGGUUUCAUGCAGAGUUUACAAGUGCUGACAUUCUUCUGAAAACAGGAAUAAUUUUGUCCACAAAUAUAUACAUAUAUACAUAUAUAUAAAACACAUACAAAAUAUGUAUGUUAAGUAUAUUAAUAAUUUAUUUUUAAAUACCCAUGGAGAAAGUGUGUGUUUGUGGUGGGUGGUUUUUAAACUAGAUAUGUUUGUUCAUGUAAACUGAAUUAUCUUAUUUAAAAAAAAACUGUUACCUAAUUAACAUUGGCAGAAUUAUGAUUGUUAUUGCAAUAAGCAUCAAAUUAGCAGUGCAUUAAAAAUAGGUAAUAAAGCAGUUACUUAAAAUGCCAGUAACUUAUUAUACAAACAUUUUGAACCUACUAUAGUGAAAAUGUUCAUUUUUGAAUCUUCACUUUGACUUUUGGCUUAUGGGGGUGGAUCAUUCAUGUGAUAUAUAGGCAGCUAUCAAGUGGUGAGAAACAUUGCUGUGAAUAUCACUGUUUAGGCUAAUAUUGUAAAAAUGGUAAUGUUAUAAUUAUUAUUAAUUUGGAGAAUUAACUUCUUCUUCUAAAGUUAUUUAUUAUUGAUGCUUAUACCAUGAUUGCACUUUAGCCUUUUGCAUACUAAAAACAUGACUUGUUAGUUCUAUUGCAUGAUCUUUGUUCCGUAAUGUGUGUGCAAUGACAACUUGUUUCUGUUUUAUUUAAAGUAACUGACAUUUUGGAUUUUCAUCUAACAUACCUAGAGGGCAUGGCAACUCUCUUUGACAGUGGUACCCCAUGAUCUUCAGAAAGUACCAUAAUGUCAUCCUACUCUAUAUUUCACAAGACAAAUUAUUUUGAGAUUUGUUUAUUAUAUUAAAAUUUUUUUAAGUUUCCACUAAAUUUUGACCGCCAUAUAAAAAAAUGUGUUAUGUGUGUUGUGCUUCCUUAGAGACAUAAAUUUAGUGUCAAAACAUGGGAGAUGGCUUACUCUGAAGCAUAUUCCACUUAACACACCAUGGCCUGAGCUAUGUGCCAUGACCCGUUUGUGUCUUAUUUUUAAAUAUUUUCUUUGUCCUCAUGGGCGGUUGACCUUAGAGGUAAGGCAGUUGCUUUUUUGAAGAAAUCACCAAAGUUUCUGGGAAACUAUGUUCAAGGUUAAACUGGAGAAUAGAUUUAAUUUUAUUUGUUUUGUAGGGAAGAAAUCUUCCUUUGAACUGUUUUUCUUGCUUUUUCCCUUUUUCUCAAACUAGGUUACAGAUUGUUAUCUGCAAGUCUCAAGUUGCUUAGACAGUUUUCCAGUAUUCUGCAGGGCCAGUCAGUUGUACAGAAGUUGGAAAAUUCUGUUCCCAGAAUUAAAGAAGUUUUUAGAUUAUGAAAUAUUAUGAUAAUAAAGCUAUAUUUCUGACUAA
Messenger RNA from Cebus imitator (Panamanian white-faced capuchin), 4195 nucleotides. RefSeq names its product zinc finger protein 365 (gene ZNF365). Gene Ontology annotation, biological process: regulation of neuron projection development; telomere maintenance; regulation of DNA strand resection involved in replication fork processing. Lineage: Eukaryota; Metazoa; Chordata; Mammalia; Primates; Cebidae. The record is from RefSeq and is a predicted model, not a curated record. Bases 333 to 1556 code for a protein of 407 amino acids. The transcript has 5 exons. Gene Ontology annotation, cellular component: centriolar satellite.